This is a messenger RNA of Hypomesus transpacificus, 2409 nucleotides long. RefSeq names its product acidic leucine-rich nuclear phosphoprotein 32 family member D-like. The coding region runs from base 1057 to 1815 and encodes 252 amino acids. Gene Ontology annotation, biological process: regulation of apoptotic process. NCBI's taxonomy places the organism in Eukaryota, Metazoa, Chordata, Actinopteri, Osmeriformes, Osmeridae. The transcript has 7 exons. Gene Ontology annotation, cellular component: nucleus. The record is from RefSeq and is a predicted model, not a curated record. Gene Ontology annotation, molecular function: histone binding.
UUUUUGUUUUAUCUUUAUUUCAAGACAUCGUGUGUUCUGCUGACAAAAUGGCGAUUGGAAAGGUCAGAUGACAUUUUUCUUUGGCCUCGUUGGAAUGCAGUAGAUUCAAUGGGGAAAGGAAGUCGGUAGUCGUUGUAGUGUUUUCAUUGGUAGGUUCCUAAACUGAAAGGGGAAGGAUAUGGAAAAUCCGGCUUGUUGUUUGUGGAGGCUCUUGUCAAUCUCUUUUCAUGGGAGGUGAAUUUGUCGCAAUGCCCAAAUAUGUUGUUGAUCUUGGCGGUGACGUCGGUUCUUCAUCUAGUUUACUGAAAGUGAAGUGGAUAUGUAGAAAACUUGGUUGUUCUUGGUUAUCAUCUUUACCCACCCUUUAAAUAGCUUAAAUUGUAGUUAUCACUCCCGAAUGUGUGAUAAUAGGCUACACAACAAAAUAUAUAUCCUAGCGUAGGCUAUAUCAUAACGUCUCAAGGCUUGGUGGUCUUAAAUUGUAAUGUUGUAGCCUAACAUUUGAAACAUUCACCAUAAAAGUUUGCAGGUAAAAUAUUGACAUAAAAAACGAGUAUCUAUGGUUAAAUUAAAAAGGUGAAGAGACGCUAUCGUGUAGUAUUUGCCCUGGGCAUAAUUUUACAGAUCACUAGAACGCUUUUUGUUGUCCAUUCUCAUUUUCCAAUGAGAAAUUGUUUGAACCUGUGUAGCCUACACAUUUCACAUUACAUGUUUUAAUACAAGUAUGAAGAGCGUUACAUUUGUGUCUUGGCUGUGAAAUAACUUAAAAGGGCAGUAUUCAAUAGCCUAGUAGCUAUUGCAUUUCUCCAACCAUACGACCACUAAACCCCGCCUUGUUCUGUGAUUGGCUCAGAAUGAAGGAUGGGCGUCCGAAAACGUUGGUAUAUCUGCUAUGAAUGUAUUGAUUGGUUUAUAGUGACGACAAUAAAUUCCUAAUCCCGCCCCUUACUUAUCAAGUUUGAGUGAAUAGUGGCCAAGGCGGUAGCUGUGUGGAUAGAGCUUUACAUGUUCAACUGUUCUUGGGUUUAUGAAUUGGAAUAGCUUGUUAGGCUUAAAAUGGACAUGAAAAAAAGAAUUCAUCUAGAGCUGCGGAAUCGAACACCUUCAGACGUGAAAGAACUUGUUCUUGAUAACUGCCGCUCAAAUGAAGGAAAAAUUGAGGGCCUCACAGAUGAAUUUGAAGAAUUGGAAUUCUUAAGUACAAUCAAUGUGGGCUUAACAUCAGUUGCAAACUUGCCCAAACUAAAGAAAUUAAAAAAGCUUGAGCUCAGUGAUAACAGAAUCUCAGGCGGUCUGGAAGUCUUGGCGGAGAGAUGUCCAAACCUCACACACCUGAACCUCAGUGGAAACAAAAUCAAAGACCUCAGCACCAUAGAACCUCUGAAAAAACUAGAAAACCUGAAGAGUUUAGACUUGUUCAACUGUGAGGUGACUAACCUGGGGGAGUACCGAGACAGCGUGUUCACGCUGCUGCCCCAGUUGACCUACCUGGACGGGUACGACAAGGACGACAAGGAGGCCCCCGACUCUGACGCAGAGGGCUACACUGGCCUGGACGACGAGGACGAUGACGACGAGGACGGGGUAGAGGAGGAAGACUAUGAUGAAGAUGCUGCCCCAGGAGAUGAGGAUGAAGAUGAUGAGGAGGUAGAGGAGGAAGAGGAUGAGGAAGGAGGAGACGAGGAUGACUUGAGUGGGGAGGAGGAGGAGGAGUUGGAAGAUGAUGGUGAGGAUCGGGGCCAGAAAAGGAAACGACCAGCAGAUGACGAAGGAGAAGAUGAUGACGACGAUGAUGAUGAUGAUGAUGACGACUAGAGACGCUGUCUUACCCUCACCAUACCCCCUCGUAUUGUUUUAAGCAUAUGUCUCCCUGUUGGUUUUUAAGCUAUUAUAUUGGGUGGGAGUGGGAAAUGUUAACCAUGGAUUUAGUUGGGAAUUACAAUAUUAUUUUUAUGUUAUUGGAAUUUAAUUUCUUCCCUCUGUUAUCGAGCCACUAGAAAGACUGCACUGGCAUUUGUGUAACCAGAAGUGGAUUCCCAUGUUCAAGAUGUGUCUCUGUGUGUGCUCGCACAUCCUGUCAGCAGUGUCUGUUUCCUCAAGAUGGACCCAUGUACCCACGCCUUGGACUGAAUGCCCUACAUACCUGCCUGUGUUCUCUAUCCUUUGUUCAUGAAGUCGGUAGCACCAUGUCUUGUCAGGGAGGCUGAGAUUCCUCAUAUACUGAAUUCCCCUCAUGUCGAUUUAUAAUGAAUGUCCUCCAUCAUCACCAGAUUCAUUCUUACCUUUUCUUGAAAAGUCUGUGGAUUUUUGUAAAUAGUGACCAAAACCUUUUCUAUGCUAGUUUGAUAAUGGUGGACAUUUCUUAUAUUUCCCUGUUGUAAUCAAUAAAUUAAAUAUUGUAAAAUGAAA